Messenger RNA from Gongylonema pulchrum, 399 nucleotides. NCBI's taxonomy places the organism in Eukaryota, Metazoa, Nematoda, Chromadorea, Rhabditida, Gongylonematidae. The record is from the annotation of a GenBank genome assembly.
AUGACACCAAAUAAUUCAUUCUGUGGUGUCGGUAUUGCGUACAACGCCAAAGUUGGAGGUAUUCGAAUGUUGGAUGGUAAAGUGACCGAUCGUAUUGAAGCCGAAGCGUUAAGUUAUAACAUCGAUCAUAUAGAUAUUUUUUCGGCCAGUUGGGGACCAACUGAUGAUGGAAAAACAGGACGUGGAGGAAAAGGCGUAAUUUAUGUAUGGGCAUCGGGAAAUGGUGGAAUGAAAGAUGAUGACUGCGACUGUGAUGGCUACAUGGACAGUAUCUAUACUUUCUCGGUAUCAAGCGUUACCGAAGAUGGUACCUUUCCGUGGUAUGCCGAAAAAUGCGCCGCCACUUUAACGUCUACCUACUCCAACGGUCAUCAUAAUGAACGCAUGAUUGUAAAUUAA